AUGGCUUCUGGAGGGCAUGAUGUCAAGGCUGAAUAUCUGCUUAUAACAGGCAUCAGCGGGUACAUCGGUUUCAAAACACUUCGUAUCGCGCUGGAAACAGGCUACAAGGUAAAGGGUGUAGUCCGCAAGAAAAGCAAUAUUCAAGACUUGCGGAAACGAAGUCAGCUUGUGGUCAAGGGUCUCGCCGAUGGACAGCUCGAGCUUGCCAUCGUUCCGGACUUCACCAAUAAAGAAGUCUUUGGAAAAGCACUGGAAGGAAUCACGGCGAUCAUCCACUUGGCGUCACCUCUAGCUGAGGCAGAAAGCAAUUUUGAGCGGACGAUUGUGGAACCUGCCGUUGCUAUGGUCAGCACCAUCCUCGAAAGCGCCCAAAAGGUCUCUACAGUACGAAGGGUAGUGAUAACGUCAUCAUGUGUCACCUUGAUUCCAUUCGAAUGGAACUUCAGCCCCGACUCAAAUACACUCUACACUGCAAAGGAUAUCAACAGCAAUCCCACAACGCCCUACAGCAACGCGAUGGACGCAUACUGGGCCUCAAAAGCACUCGCCCGCAUUACGACGCAAGAGUUCGCUGCGAAGAACCCGCACUUCGACUACGUCAACCUCCUGCCAUCGGUCGUCAUUGGACCGGACGAUCGCAUCCAAGCAGAUGGAGAAGCUGCCGAACUGCUUUCAGGAGCUCGUGCUGCGGUUCUGGCUCCUGCCUUGACGAGUGAUCUGAACUCCGCUUUCCCAUAUGUUGGAGUACCGGUGCACGUUGGUGACGUCGCACGAGCACAUGUCGACGCCAUCAACGCGGACCUCAUUCCCGGGAAUACGGAGUAUAUUCUUUCGUCGGACACGCCAGAAGGUGUGCAAUGGGAUCAAGAUGUCAGACAGGCGGCCGAGAAAUUUUUUCCGGCAGAAGUCGCCAGUGGCAUGCUUCCUCUCCAGGGGUCGCUCCAGACGAUCAAAUGGCGGGUUGAUGCGAUGAGCACGGAGAAGGCGUUUGGUUGGAAGUUUACCAGUUUCGAGGAGACGGUGAAGCAGAUGUUGGCUCAGUAUAUUCAGCUCAAACAAAAGGGGUAA
Exophiala bonariae is the source of this 1068-nucleotide messenger RNA. RefSeq lists its product as uncharacterized. The transcript has 5 exons. Lineage: Eukaryota; Fungi; Ascomycota; Eurotiomycetes; Chaetothyriales; Herpotrichiellaceae. The record is from RefSeq and is a predicted model, not a curated record. Bases 1 to 1068 code for a protein of 355 amino acids. Gene Ontology annotation, molecular function: oxidoreductase activity, acting on the CH-OH group of donors, NAD or NADP as acceptor.